Molecule: messenger RNA, 498 nt
Organism: Xyrauchen texanus (razorback sucker)
Lineage: Eukaryota; Metazoa; Chordata; Actinopteri; Cypriniformes; Catostomidae
Product: G2/M phase-specific E3 ubiquitin-protein ligase-like
Exons: 4
Coding region: 1-498 (165 amino acids)
Molecular function (GO): ubiquitin-protein transferase activity
Source: RefSeq, a predicted model, not a curated record
AUGAUUGGCCACUCGUUCAUUCAUGGAGGGCCACUCUUGACAGGACUGAGCACCUCCAUGUUCAACCUACUUCUAGGAAGUGAUGAGCCAGCCAUCACAGACAUGAGAGACUGCCCAGACCAAGAUAUAAUCGAUAUUGUUUCUCUGCUUGAAGAGCCACGGAAUCUAACAGAUGUGGAACGAUACAAAGUGAAUGAUCUUGCUUUUAGCUGGGACUUGCCAACAUUAACUACAGAAAACCGGAAGUGGCUUGCAGAAACCAUUCUUCAACAUGCGGUUAUUGGUCGUAGAGAGAAGCAGAUGAAACAAAUCAAACGGGGUCUGAAGGACACUGGGGUCCUGCUCAUGAUAAAGGAACGCCCUUCUCUCAUCACAGUGCUGUUCCCAAGAGCUGUUGACAAAAUCAUCCUUCCUGAAAUGGUUUUAGAAAGAGUUAUAUGUCCAAUGACGCAGAAUGAGGACGAGGAGGAUGAAGAUGAAGAGCACUAUUUUUCAUAG